Messenger RNA from Syngnathus acus (greater pipefish), 2098 nucleotides. Its product is annotated as annexin A13-like. The transcript is spliced from 11 exons. Gene Ontology annotation, cellular component: cytoplasm. Gene Ontology annotation, molecular function: calcium-dependent phospholipid binding; calcium ion binding. Lineage: Eukaryota; Metazoa; Chordata; Actinopteri; Syngnathiformes; Syngnathidae. The record is from RefSeq and is a predicted model, not a curated record. Bases 163 to 1113 code for a protein of 316 amino acids.
UCCUGCAGAACCGGACAGGGCAGAUCCUCUCUGCAGCACCUGGCACUCCUCUUCAUUAGAUCUUCCACGAACUCCACACUCGCUAUACGAACACACACCAAAACCACUUACAACCUUUCUUGUUGUGGUUUUAUAACAACACGCACUUGAUUACGGACCAUCAUGGGCAACGUCCAGCCCACAAUCGUCCCAUUUGAGGAUUUUGAUGUUACAGCUGACAUAAAGGCUAUUCGACAAGCGUGCAAAGGUGUAGGUACGGAUGAAGAAGCCAUUAUUCAAAUCCUGGCCAAUCGCUCGGCAGUCCAACGUCUGGAAAUCAAGCAAGCUUACUUUGAAAAGUACGAUGAUGAGUUAGAAGAGGUCCUGAAAAAGGAAUUGACUGGCAGCUUUGAGAACGCUAUUGUGGCCAUGUUGGACCCGCCAAAUGUCUUCUUUGCCAAGGAGCUGAGCAAGGCCAUGAAGGGGGCAGGCACAGAUGAACCCGUGCUUGUGGAGAUCCUGUGCACGGCUACUAAUGAGGACAUCAACAGUUACAAAGAGGCCUAUGCCCAGGUGCUUGAACAUGACCUGGAGGCUGACAUUGACGAUGACACCAGCGGAGACGUGAAGAACCUCCUUAUCUCACUCCUGCAGGCGAGCAGAGACGAGGGCUUUGAGGUGGAUGAGGGCUUAGCCGAACAGGACGCCGCGUCUUUGUUUGAGGCAGGAGAAGGCAUGUUUGGGACAGAUGAGUCCACCUUCAGCUACAUCCUCACACACAGAAACUACAUGCAGCUCCAGGCCACCUUUAAAUCUUAUGAAGCACUAUCAGGGACAGACAUUUUGGACACGAUUGACUCUGAGGCCACAGGAACCCUAAAGGACUGUUACGUCACUCUAGUUCGGUGCGCCAAGAACCCUCAACUGUACUUUGCGCGACGCAUUAAUGCUGCUAUGAAGGGACUCGGCACCGAUGAGGACACACUCAUCCGCUUGAUCGUGGGCCGCUCUGAGAUUGACCUGGAGACGGUGAAGGACAUGUACCUGGAAAAGUAUGACGUCACCUUAAAAGAUGCCCUGGAUGCCGAGUGCGGCGGAGAUUUCAAACGUCUCCUCCUGGAGAUCUUGCACUGAAACACUAUCCUUCUUCUAAUAGGCCUUAUUUAAACAGUCGUGUAUCUUCCUCUCUACCUCCUCUAAGCAACCCCAUUGUUCACUCAUUGCCUGCGUGUCAUCACCACAUUCCUCUUGAACUUGUAGUUCUUUAUUAGCUCGCUGUCUGUUGACAUACUCUCACCUGCGUCCUUGCGGCAAGACGUUGACACAUAUUUACUGCCAUUUAAAUGUGUCUCUAAUAUUAACAUUCAUUGGGAAGUUUCAUAUAUAUUGCCUAAAUGCUAUAAACAUUAACUACCAGCUUUGAGAGACAUUCAGUACAUGUAUUAGCCAGUACAUGAGUACAGUAUUUACUGUCAGCCGGUGAAUGUGUCAAUUGCAAUUUGCAUUUUAAACACAUUCCAGUGUCUCAUUAUCUGUGUAAAAACACUGUUUUUGCUUGCAUUACAAAUGUAGUGCAAUUUGCUGCAAAGGUAUCGUUUGUAGGUAUGCCAUGGUACUUUCUGCCACGACACAAAAGUGCCGACUGAUCACAAUAGAUGGGCGAUUAGCAGUACAGUAACUUCCCUUCACCUGUUUAGGUACACACUGCACACUGUUGUUUAGGACACCUUCAUGCCUGUGGGAUUUUUUGAAGACGCUUGUAAUCACUGUUAAUAAAUUGCAAUCUUCUCACUUGAUAUAGUAUGCAAUUACAAUUUUCACAAACCUAGUAGUCUUCAUUUAAUGCACUAACAAUGGAUGGUUAGACUGCUGUUAACACUGAACUAUGUAUGCAAUUCUAUGUUAUUUAAAUCUAAAUUUAGUGGCUAUUGUGAUAGAUUGUUGCAUUGUCAUGUAGUAAAUUGACUCACUAGACUAUCAAAAGUAUGUUGGUGUAUUCUGAUGACUGGAAACUUGAUGACUGUUACUUUUCAGCCUGCCUCUGUUUUAUAGUUUGUGGCAGAUUGUAUAUUAAAAAAAAACAAGCAGACAUUCAAAGCAAAAUAAAACAGGGUAAUGG